AUGAUCUCGGGAGUAAUCCGUGUAACUAAGCAUAGAACUGAGUACUUACGGAUGUUCGGAGGAACGGUGGAGUUUAGAUCCAAAGUACGUUUCUACAUUGAUACUCUGUUCGGUAUAAACAAGUAUGAAAUCAAUGUUUCCAAUUGUCUCACGGCUGCAGACCAAACAGACCAAACAGACCAAACAGGUCAAUUGGAUGAAUUGACGAAUACAGCGGAUUCCACUCCUUCCCUCCAUCCCUUCCAGCCAAGAGAUUCCUCUGCACAAUACUACAGUGCCACAACGCACACCCCUGAUCGCCCGGACAAGGCAGGACCUGUGAACGUCGAUUCCCGGCUGGGCCUUGGUGCUGGAAUGCUUGGCUGA
Molecule: messenger RNA, 366 nt
Organism: Penicillium taxi
Lineage: Eukaryota; Fungi; Ascomycota; Eurotiomycetes; Eurotiales; Aspergillaceae
Exons: 1
Coding region: 1-366 (121 amino acids)
Source: RefSeq, a predicted model, not a curated record